This is a messenger RNA of Hyla sarda, 5647 nucleotides long. It is a transcript of the gene NPHP1, whose product is annotated as nephrocystin 1. Bases 387 to 2420 code for a protein of 677 amino acids. Gene Ontology annotation, molecular function: protein binding. Gene Ontology annotation, cellular component: cilium; cytoplasm. Gene Ontology annotation, biological process: protein localization involved in establishment of planar polarity. NCBI's taxonomy places the organism in Eukaryota, Metazoa, Chordata, Amphibia, Anura, Hylidae. The record is from RefSeq and is a predicted model, not a curated record. The transcript has 22 exons.
GGGACCCAUGUGACCCGUGUGACCACACCUCCUAACAACUCCAAUCUAGCUUCUAUCCGGUCGCCAUGACCGCGGCCGUUGCUGUGGUAACACAGAAGCUCUAGCAGCGGCGGCGCUCACUGAUGACGUCACUACCCCGGGCUCCAGGGUCUUGUCGGAGGCUGUACACCCGCAGGACACAGGGUGUUCCUAACUGGCUGUGGUAUCGUACUGUCCUUUCAUAGGCAAUCUGCUGAGGUUCUUUAGCGGCUGUGGAACUACAAGGCUCAGCAUGGCUGUGUGUGAGCAGUGAAUGAGUCUCUCUGAUUAAAAAAACAAACAAACGAAAGGGUCCUUAGUUAUUUUGAAGCUGGAGGAGCUCAUGCAGUAAAUUGCUGAAGAAGACAAUGUCUAUGAAGAAGACAAGAGGGCCUUUGCAGAAUGCCAUAAAUGUGACAGAUGACCUAAAGCGUCAGUUUGACAGUUUACUUCAGGAGACCUUAGAAAAGGAUGUAUUGGAGCCCAGAAUCGGGAAAGAUGUCUAUGAAAGAUGUAUUCAUCUUAAGGAAUUAAUUGAAAAUAACAGAGAGGCACUUCAGAAGUUGAAAAAGAGCGAUGAACCGGGGCCUGUUGGGAAUUAUGACCAGAGAAAAGAGGAUGAAGAUCGGAGAUUGGUGCAGUUGUCUCACCAGCUGCAGAACCUCGCAAAGACUUUAGCACAUAGAGAAGGAGAUGUGAAAGAAACAAGUGGUGAUGAAGACGAAAGUGAAGAAGAGGAAGAUGAUGAAGAAGAAGAGGAGGAGGAUGAGGAAGAAGAGGAGGAAGAUGUGGAAGAAGGUGACAAUGAAUUAGAUGUCACUGCAAAACAUUUUAUCACUCUUGGAGAUUUUCUGGCACAGCAAAAAGAGGAUUUAACAUUUCAGAAAGGUGAAGUGUUGCAGAUUAUAGACAAAAAACCUGAUGGCUGGUGGGUGGCCCAAAACUCUAAGGGGGUUCAGGGGCUGGUACCCAAGACCUACUUGCAGGUAUACAAAGGGUCUGGCCAGAGUCCACUUCCCAGUGAAGAAGAAACUGAGGAUGAGGUGGGAGAGUCGGCAGAAGAUGGCAAUGUCAAUACGAAGAGACCUGCAGAGGACAUAGUAUCCCAGAUGAGCACCUCUAAGAAAACCCAAGAGAUGAGUGCUGCAGAAGCUCUGGCCACUAUGGGCACAAUCCCUACUGGGUUCCGAACAUCAACUCUUUCACAGCUUUUAGAAAAUGGAGAUCAGUACAAAGCCGACAGGUACCUUCAGCCUGAACUCACCUCCUCACAGCUGGGCUUUAAGGAUCUGUUUUGGGACUCAGGGACAAAAGGAAUUCUGCCCUUGCCAACUCGAGUCUCUGUGUUUUUGACAUUAUGGAGCUGUAAGAUGGUACCUCUCCCUGGGGCUAGCAUUCAGAUUCUUAGUAGACAUGUGCGACUCUGUCUGUUUGACGGCAAUAAAGUGUUAAGCAACAUUCAUACUGUGAGGGCUACAUGGCUGCCCAAAAAUUCAAGAACAUGGACAUUUUCUCCAAGGGUCACAGGUAUUCUUCCAAGUCUGCUGGAUGGGGACUGUUUUGUGAGGUCUGGCAGCCAGUCCCCUGAGAUAGGAAUUCUCUUUGAAGUUGGAGUUACCUAUAUUCGCAAUUCAACAGGAGAGAGGGGCGAGUUAAGCUGUGGUUGGACUUUUUUAAAACUCUUUGAUGUCAAUGGAAUUCCAACACCUACUAAGACCUAUGAACUGCCAUUAAAUGGUGGAACUCCAUAUGAACGAGGAGUAGAAGUUGAUCCCUCUAUUUCAAGACGAGCAACCAGCGGUGUCUUUCAUCAAAUAAUAACACAGAGAAGGCAACCCCGGCUUCUAGUUAAAAUUAGGUCACUGAAUAGAAGCAGAAGGGAAAUGUUAAAUCUGCUACCAGAGACGUUGGUUGGCAGUAUGUGCCACGUUCCUUUGUUGGUUUUCUACCGCCAAAUUCUCGGUGAUGUACUUCUAAAAGAAAGAACAAGUAUUCAGAGCACAGAUCUGAUUUGCAAUCCUUUGCUGGCAACUUUUCCCAGACUUGUGGAGCAGCCUGAUGUUGUGGAUGCUUUAAGGAGUGCAUGGGCAGAAAAAGAGAACUCUUUAAAGAGAUCAGAGAAGAGAGAUGUAGAAUUCAUGAAAAAUGCAUUCACUCAGGUGUACCAUGACACCGCAUACCCUCUUCUGGAAUCAACAUUCCUUCAGGCACCUAGAUGGGCAGAGGAUGAGACAGAAGCUACACGCUGGAAAGCAAUUGCUGAUUUCCUAAAACAAAACCAGGAAAAAGAAGGGUCCAUUCAUUACUUGCUGUCACCCGACAGUCUGCACAAGCCUUUUGAUAUUUCAGAGAUAACAUAUGAUUAUCUUGAAGCGGCAAGGACAUCUCUUGUCACAUUGUAACUUCACUCAUGGAGGAUCUUGUAACCGGAAAACACAUGAGCAGCUUCAUAUAGUCAGAAACCCAUUUUAUUUCAAACGGUGCCAGCUACCUUCAUAAUUAAUGUGCUGGAAGCAUACUGUGGAUGGAAAUUAUCAGUUUGGGUCUGAAUGGUGGUUCUAUAAGGUUACAAGAGCCCCUUUUGGUCCUCUAUUAGACACUUAAUAGUAUCUUAUUUUGCCAUACUUGAGAAAUCCUGCCAGUGGCUAGAGGCACACUAUUCAGUGUUGAACCUUUGUACAGAAAAUGUCAGGAUAUCUCAGGAGCAACAUUACACUUAAAAUGUUAAAGAGGUACUCUGCCCCUAGACAUCUUAUCCCCUAUCCUAAGAUGUCUGAUCGCAGGGUCCCCGCCGCUGGGCACCCCCGCGAUUUCUGUUGCGGCACCCCAGACAUCCGGUGCACGGAGCGAACUUAGCUCCAUGACAGAUGACUGGUGAUGUGGAGUGGAGGCUCGUGACGUCAUAGUCACAUCCCGCUUGUGACAUCAUAUCAUGGCCAUGCCCCCUCAAUGCCCAUAGACUUGCAUUGAGGUGGCGCGGCUCUGGCGCUGCACCCGAUGCUCUAAAUGAACGCUGGGUGCAGCAGGGAGAUCCUAUUCUUUGGAUAGGGGAUAAGAUGUCUAGGGGCAGAGUAUCCCUUCAAUCAUUUAAUAGUGAGAGGAGAAAGCUUGUGCCUUAUGCAUAUGCUGGAUAUUAUAAUUUAUAUGCAGUGUCUUUAAUUUUAGAUAGGUAUGGCAGGUCAGUUUCUCCAACUAUCACAAAUCGAUUCCAUCAUUUGAUUGAAUAUUGCACAAUAUCACAUGAUACCUUUUUUUUAUACAGCAGAUUAUUUAUAUAACAAUGUGUUGUGUGUUUUCUAGUAUUGUUUGUAAUUUAGUUGAUCGAUGCACAAAACUUCUGUUUAGCUUUUUUUUAAAUUACAUUUUACAGUUUUAUUAAAGUUUAUUAUUUAAAUGAUAUAAGCAACCUAUCACUGGCAUUAUACAGUAUGCUGUCAUAUAUUUAUCAGUUACAUCUUAAGGUUGCUUGGUAGACAAUCGCUAAGGGAAGGAUCAAGAAAAAUCAAGUUUAAUCAAAAAGUAUUAUAUUAUUUGUGUGUAGUGUUACAGAAGGUCAUUUUGGGUCAUUCAUAUUCUCUGAUGCACCAUAAGCAGCAGAAUUUACUCCAGUUAACCAGCUUAGGCUAAUCAAAUCCUUGUCUGUGUUGCAGAAAGGGUUGCUGUCAUUUAAAGCAACUUUCCUCCAUGUGAUAGCCUGUAUUAUAUUUGUUAAUAAUUAAAUUUUUCCAAUUUUUUUUUUUAUUUGUCAUUAUUAUCAGCAGCAGCAGAAGUAUAGUGCUUAUUAUAACCCCAGUCUCCACUUUCUGAUGCUUUUUCUUGUUGCUCACAUAGUACCUUUCAAUUAUUUAUAGUAGCAUACUGGGUUAACUAUUCCUCAACAGAGUGUUAAAAUCCUUUAGUCCAGUGCACUUUCACCAGCACUAUUUCAUGGCAAUGCAGAGAAAAGUAAGCAGUGUCCAGUGAUUGGCCAGACAAGUACGGGACAGAAAGUACCUGUAUGAAUAUUGCUGGCAAACAAUCCAGCUGGUCCUGCCCCUUAGAAUGAAGAAAAUGAGAAAUAGCUGUGCACCGUGGCUCUCAGUGGCUCAAUAACAGCAGUAAGAACACUAAAAUCAACUUGCCACCAUUCUGAAGGGUUAAUCUUUUGAAAUAACAUGUGUAAUUGAAUCGGUAAACAAGCUUUUUCAGUGUGCAAAGAGUAGGUGUCCACAUUUUGCAGAAAUGCUGCAUAUUGUCCAAGCAGAUAUUUGCAUAUAAAUAAACUCAACUAUUUCAGAUUACAGUACAAUGCAUGUGGAUGAGAUUUUAAUAAGCUCAUCCACACACUGUAAUUUCUCCAUGUACAAAUUGACAUGCAAUACAGAGAGUGCACAUCUUUGUUGCUGGUAUUCCUUUUGAAUUUGAUGCGAAAGAAAACAUCCACAAUCAAAUGCUAUUAUUGCACAUUUUACUUCAGAUUACCAUUGUCCAUUACAAAGUCCAGGUAAAUGUUUAUAAUAAAAAAAACUCUCCCCCUUAGCCAAUUCCCUGAUUACUCCCUUGGCAAUUGUUCACAUUUGUUCUAAUCUGUAAUCUGCUGCAUAUUUUCCAUACACCUGUCAUGACGACUGUGGGGACAGGGUGAGUGAGCCCUAAACUGACCCUAAAAAUACUCUUCUGCCUACUUGCCCAUCCAUCCUAUGGGAUGGAUCGACAACUUGGAGCCAGUCCUUCCCUGCGCUACAGUGCAGUGGCGUGAAAACAAAUAUAUACUUAGUUGGUCACAGGCCAGAAACUGAAAACUACCAGACAACCAGACAGGAUACAAAUACUAACAGAGCAGAAUAUAAACAGGCAAACUGAUCAGGAACAUAGGACACUGUUAAACAAACAAACAAAUACAAGUACAAAGGACAUAGAUCAGAUCAACCAAACAGGAUAUAAAUAUAGAACACUGUUCACACUGGACACCGAUAACUAACAAACAGAUUAGGUCCAUAACACAAGACUGGGAAACAGAUGAGUCAGCAUUGACUCCAGGAACAAACAGGAAUAAAAGCUCAAUCCCCAAAAAAACCUCCAGAAAACACAGGAAUGUCUUGAUACUAGAACUAAAUCUCCCAGUGUCCAUUGUGGAGCUAGGAUAUAUCUUGUACUAAAUCUUAAUUCUCUAGAGUCCCAUAAAAAGGUCGCAGGGAUGUCUUGUUACAAAAACUCAGAAAACUGAUACAAGAAAACGCACAGUGUUGACAGCGACAUAGCAGAACGGAAAUACAAUGCUAAAACCAACUAAUGUAACAGAGACUCAAAUCUACAUUAAAAGACUAUUUAACCAUGGCUAAAAACUCAGAUCAUAUCACAAGAUAAAUACAAGGUAAAUGCUCAAGCAGACAUAGAAGUAUAAUGCACAGACAUCAUAGCAGAAUUAUUGCACAAGCAGACAAAGUGUAUUGCACUAAAUAACCAGCAAUUAGAAUGCAGACUGACCUAAAGAUAUAAAGGGACACCUGCAUUGCAGUUGGGUGAAAUGCUUAACUUUUCCACGCCUGUAAAGGAAAGCACAGAAAUGGAUAAUGCAUAAAAAACAAGGUAUGAACAAUGAAAAUGCAAAAACAAAUAAAUGAUCAUUACAACACGAAUCCAUGUAAAA